This is a messenger RNA of Diachasma alloeum, 957 nucleotides long. RefSeq names its product probable 39S ribosomal protein L24, mitochondrial (gene mRpL24). The transcript has 5 exons. Lineage: Eukaryota; Metazoa; Arthropoda; Insecta; Hymenoptera; Braconidae. Gene Ontology annotation, molecular function: structural constituent of ribosome; RNA binding. Gene Ontology annotation, biological process: translation. The record is from RefSeq and is a predicted model, not a curated record. Bases 111 to 869 code for a protein of 252 amino acids. Gene Ontology annotation, cellular component: ribosome; mitochondrion.
GCAUGUGCGAUGAAGCACGUGAGACACUCGGUUUCUUGGGGGUUAUGGAGUGGUCUAUUUACGUAUGACAAGUGUAUCAUUGAAUUAUUCGUCACAUCAACUAAAUAAUCAUGAGAUACCCGAGGUUCAAGUUCCCCGAAUUGGGCUAUUGGUCCAAGCAUUUCGCAAAUUUGCCGGAGCGCUUUAUAAGACGUAAAAUGGAGCAGGUCUAUUGGAAAAGCCCCAAGGGAGACCCUAGGUUCCUCCCUACAGUAGUUCAAAGGGAGGUGUUCAAGUUCGGAAAGCAUCGGCCAUGGACUCGCGAAUUUUACUUAGAGAAUUUCCCAGGGAAGAAACUUUCACCGGUUUUAGUGGAGCCCAUCAAGGAGUGGAGCUACUUCAGAGGGGACAGAGUCGAAAUAUUGGUGGGACGUGACAAGGGAAAGCAAGGAUUAGUCCAACAAAUCAUUCAGGAGAGGAAUUGGGUCAUUGUCGAGGGUUUAAAUACGAAGAUGAAGACUAUGGGAAAAAAGAAGGAUUUUCCUGGCAUUGUCGUCUUGGAGGAACAACCGCUUCUUGUCACCACUGAUAUUGCUUUGGUUGAUCCAGCUGAUUUGAAAGCUUGUAAAAUAGAAUGGAGAUGGACAGAAGAUGGUGAGAAAGUUCGAGUCUCAACAAGAACAGGGAGGAUAAUUCCGAUUCCAAUGACAGCGAAGGAAACGAUGGACUAUAAACUCCCACAUCUUUACAAAGAGCAGCCUAAGGACACGCCCAGAGACGUAAUUGAAAAAAUUACCUUCAAGGCUGAACUCAAAACAUUCGAGAUGGAUAUAAUGGAUAAGAUGGGAAUCAAAGAGGAUCGAGUAGCUCGCAAAACCUACUGGUACUAAACCUAAAACCAUCCCCCUGUUUACCGAAAUUUUAUUUGUAUCGCAAUAGAUAAUAAAGCUACGUUAUACGUUAGUUAAAAAAUCCAAA